UGAUGUCAGCGGAUCAGCUGCUCGUUAACAAAGAAGGGGAUAUUUACAGGACAAAGUUGCAGCAGCACCGAGGGCGGCUACAGCGAGACUCCCGGAGCUCGGCAGCGGUCAAGGGAAAGUGGAUGCAGAGGGCUGAGCUGCCCUUGGAGGAGCCCAUAGCUGCGAAAGAAGGAAAAGACAUUGGGAAAAAGACUGGAAGGGGACGGCCGGCCAACUGCUCCUCCUCUUCCUCCUCCUCCUCCUCCAAACUCGCUGGGCUGAACCCAAGCUCUCGCUGAGCAGCCGCCGCGGCUCCGGGCUCCCUAAGGAGCAGUAGGAAAAAGAGGAGAAGGGAAGAAGACAAGCAGCAGCAGCAGCCGCGCGGCCGCUCUCAGUCCCCGGCCCCCGACCCCCAGCCCGGGGGAGAGCCUGUGGUGGGCUGGGCUGCGCUCUCCGCCGCCAUGGAUAGCGACGACGAGAUGGUGGAGGAGGCGGUGGAAGGACAUCUGGAUGAUGAUGGCUUACCACAUGGCCUCUGCACAGUCACCUACUCCUCCACAGACAGAUUCGAGGGGCACUUUGUCCAUGGAGAAAAGAAUGGACGGGGAAAAUUUUUCUUCUUUGAUGGAAGCACACUGGAAGGAUUUUAUGUGGAUGAUGCCUUGCAGGGGCAGGGAGUGUACACAUAUGAGGACGGAGGAGUCCAUAAGGGUACCUAUGCAGAUGGAGAACUGAAUGGACCUGCCCAGGAGUAUGACUCAGAUGGGAGACUGAUCUUCAAGGGACAAUAUAAAGAUAAUAUUCGGCAUGGAAUUUGCUGGAUAUAUUACCCAGAUGGAGGUACUCUGGUAGGAGAAGUUAAUGAAGAAGGGGAAAUGACUGGCGACAAGAUAGCCUAUGUCUACCCUGAUGGGAGGACCACAGUUUAUGGGAAAUUCAUAGAUGGAGAGUUGAUAGAAGGAAAAUUGGCUAACAUGUCGAUUGAGGAAGGAAGACCCUACUUUGAACUGGUACCAGGAAGUUCUGUCUACCAUUUUGAUAAGUCGACUCCAUCCUGCAUUUCUACAAAUCCCCUUCUUCCUGAUCCUUACGAGUCAGAGAGGGUUUAUGUUGCUGAAUCACACAUUCCCAAUGCUGGAGAAGGGCUGUUUUCUAAAGUAGCAGUGGGCCCUAACACAGUUAUGUCAUUUUAUAAUGGGAUCCGAAUCACACACCAAGAAGUGGAUGACAGAGACUGGGACCUUAAUGGAAACACACUGUCUCUUGAUGAUGAAACGGUCAUCGAUGUGCCUGAGCCCUACAACCACACAUCCAAGUACUGUGCCUCCCUGGGACACAAGGCCAAUCACUCCUUUACUCCAAACUGCAUCUAUGACGUGUUUGCACAUCCACGUUUUGGGCCCAUCAAAUGUAUCCGCACUAAACAAGCAGUGGAGAGAGAUGAGGAGCUCACUGUCGCCUACGGAUAUGAUCAUAACCCUCCUGGAAAGAGCAUGCCCGAAGCUCCAGAAUGGUAUCGGAUGGAACUAAAGGUCUUCCAGGCUGCCCAGGAGAAGUGAAAUACAAACUCGGCUCUUUGGUUUAUUGACCUGGAGUAGAAAUUUGGAUCUAUGCACUACGUUUAUACUGAAACUGGAUAACCAGGGACUGCUCAUGCUGUUAUAUCAUAUCCUCUCACUCUGUGUUAGCAAUGAGUUUCUUGCAUACUAACUAGUUUUGACUCUAUUACUCAUGCUAGGUUUAAAAUUAGCUAGCGUUACAACAACACCUGAUUGGGAGGUAUUAUUUAAUAUUUUGCCUAAAACAGCGUGAUGUCCUUUGGGUAUUUAGAAUCUAAGUCUGCACCAUAUUCAGAGAUGCCAAAUGAUUUGAUUGAAAAAAAGGGAAAUGGGGUAUUUUCAUCUUUUUUUUUUUAGUCAGUGGUUUUCCAUGAUGCUAUUUCUAUGGCUAAUGUUAAUGGUGUGAUUACACUUUUGCAUACAUGCCACAGUGGAGGUUAGAGGAUUAUUACGCUUAAAUUUCUCUAAACAUAGCAUAAUUUGCCUUUUAACCUUUGAUCUGUAUCUUUGCAACAGAAUGACUUUGUUUUUCCUAGUGUACAGAAGAAGCCUGGUUUUUUUGAGUCAUUUCCCCCUUUCUUAGAACUCUCCUGCAAGGGAAAAACCUUUCUAAUGGAUUUUGUGUGAGUGGCUGUGUAUAGAUCUCUAUGGCGCUCUCUAUUUCUCUCUCUCUCUCUCUCUCUCUCUCUCUCUCUCUCUCUCUCUCUCUCUCUCUCUCUCUCUCUCUCUCAUUGUUUCCUUGUUACAUCCUGAUAUAAAUAACUGGUUCUAGGAGCCAGUGUAUUUUAUAGAAUUAAUAUCCUUGCAUGAAAAUGAAGAGCUCUUUGCUUUAAGACAGAAAGAGGAAUGGGUUGGAUUUACUUGCAUCAAGCUAUGGAAGAUUUGUAAUAUGUGUAUUCAGAAAGAAAGGAGGGAGGAAUUAACACCUGGGGGCAGCAACCUGGGGCCAUGACAGUGCUGUCUUCCCUCAUGGGCCCUAGGAUAACUUAGAUAUACAUAACAUGAGACAUUUAAAGAGCAGUCUUGUUUGGGGCAUAGUAUAUUGAAUGCCAUGUUCAAAAACCAACCCUGAGUCGUCAUGUAGAAUGUAAAAAGGGUUAAGGAUUUGCACUUUAAUGAAACUAAUUAUGGCACAAACAUUGAUCUCUAGGAUCAGAAUGGAAUCUUAAGGCAAAAGCUCUUCAUCAUUGUGUUUGCAAAUUACUUACCUGUUUCAAUGCAUUGUACAAGUUGUGAAUCAAAAAUAAUACAUUAUAGUCAAAGCAAAUAGCAUUUCAGCCACUCUGCAAGCCAUAUAUACUAAAAAAAAUUUGCAGAAACAAAGAAACAAAAAAAAACCACCUCUGUGUAAGGUAGCUAUUUAGGUCUAUACUAUGACUUGGAUUGCUCUGAAUGGAUUUAUAGGUUUGGGGGAUUUUGGUUUGUUUUUCAACUGCUUAAACACAGCUAAAGCUUAGCAAUAUCUGCUUCAGACUGCUUGGGCCAUGCCAGCAUUUCAUUUGACAUAGGUCUCUAGGGCAGCGGUGCUUCUAAUUUGCAAAGUGUCAUUGGUGGAAACUGACACCCAACUAGUCAGCUUAGGCAUCUAGUUUAGAUAGAUAAAGAUUUCUGAGUUGUAUCAGAGAGGGAGCUAUUUGUUGAUUGGAAGAUAGCAGGGGUAUGUGGUGAAUAAAGAAGUGAAAUCAGCAUUUGUGAUUUCAAAUCAAAUCUUAGGUUACUCAUAAUCAUGUACACCACUACAUAUUGUUGGACUUGAUUGAAGGCCCUGAGCCUUUGGUUCAGUUCUCUGGCCACACAGCUUGCUCUGUUCAGGUUUUGCUGUCAAGGCUUGUGCAGAGGCAGCCUUUCCCCUCCCCACCAUCUGUGCCACCACGCUUCCCAGGGUGCUCAUCCUGAGCUAGGGCUGUUAACACAAGACCCCAUGAUUCCAGAGCUCAGUCAGACCCAGGUGGUUCUCACUAUUCUGCUAAUAGAUGGUGAGCGUUCCAUGAACCGGUACUUAUUGAGAGAGUGAAUAUGAUGCUUUUGCACUGGGGAGAGCUGGCAAUAGUGAAUGAAUCCUCCUCUGCACUGCCAUAGAUCAGCCAGGAAGAAGAAUGAGUAAGCUGCAUAUCUUUCUGAUCAACAAACACCAAGGAACAGGGUGAGAAUGACCACCACUUUGGGGAAAGACCCCAUUCCAUAAACUGUGAUAGAGGGGACAGUGUUUCUUAGACUUACACACUGGUUGUCUUCAUGGUGCUUAGGUUUUUAUAUCAGUGAAUGUUUCUGAAGGUGAGUGAUCUUUUUUUUCUGGGCAGUUAGCAAAAGAAAAAUGGAUUUAGUUAUCCCAGUCAUUUGAAUCACAGAAUUAUGAACAAUCUAGGUCAGGGCAAAGGAACCUCUAGCCAGGGAGGGUAGUUCUUCUAGCCAUUGAUUUGAUGGUUGCAUUCCUCAGGGUGAUAUUGCCUUGGUCAUUGAUACUGCAAGUGAUAAUUUCUCCCCCAGUGGAUUGCUUGGGUUAAGCCAUUUGGAAUGGAGCCUCUAAAGGGUAAAGCAUUAGAGUAAGUGACAAGCUGUGAAAAGUGUGAAGUAUAAUGGAAAGAGCGCUGGAUCUUGAGUCAAGAGACAUGGAUUCAAAUCUGACCCUACUAUUUACUAUUUGUGUGACCUCAGGAAGGUACUUAAUUUUUAUGAGCUUCAGUUUCCUCAUCUGUUAAACGAAGGGGUUGAAUUAGUUGAUCUCUCUAAGGUCUCUUUCAUCUCUACAUCUGAUAGGUGACCUCACUCCAAAGCUAAUAUCCUGAAUCAAUCAUUGUGAUCUGAUGCUCACCUGAAAACUGAUCAUCUCCCUGGCCCUAUCUCCUUCUCUCUACCUCUCUCUCCUUACCUCUGUCUCUGUCUUCCAGGACAGUUUAAGAGACAUAGAUUUGUAGGUUUGGAAAGGACCUCAUUAUAGAUGAGGACCAAGACACAAAGUGACUUGCUCAAAGUCUCAGAGCUCAAGGUCCCAGAGACAAGUGGCAGAAGCAGGAUUUUGACCUUUGGUCUUCUCUCUCCAUCCCCUGUACACUUUGUCCUACAUACAUAGCCUCUCUCUCCCACUGGCUCUUCCUUUCUCCUUUCCCCCUCUUCUUUAUUCUCUCUCUCUUUUUUUGCAUCAUAUUACAUGUGUCUACAUGUACAAAGCUGGGACAAGGCAUUUAGGUGCUCUUGGUAGGGUCUGAAAAUUAGAUGUCCCCCCUGGCUUUUCCUGUCUCGCAAAGGGACAGGAAAACUUUCACAGAAACAAAUACAACUCCAAAAAAAUAAAAACCUACAUGCUGUGGAGAAUGGAACUUUAUGGCAUUAAAACACAUGUGCAUUUGUAAAAUAUGAUAUCCCCAAAGUCCCUAGUUGCAACCUGUACAUGUUCACAUCCUGGGUGACCACCUAACUUGCCUACCCUUACUCCCAUCUCUGUGUAUGUGCAUGCAGUAUACAUCCAUCAGUUUCCCUCUGCUUCCUCAUUCCUUUCUGCUAUGUCUUUCCUUCCUUUCGUCUCCCUUUCCCUUUCUCUCUCUCCCUUGUUGCCUCUUCCACUAACCUGGACUUACUGGAUACUAUUUUAUAUUCCUUGUUUUUCCUCUUUAAGACAAGUGAGUCAAUAAUUGUAUUUUGUUGCUUUGGAUAAGCUGUGGGAGGCUUUUUGGUGGCCCUUGUGGGUGAAGGGAGAGAGAGGAAGAUGCCCCCAGCCCUCACCUAAGUUUAUGUGAAAUGUGUUCAUCUGUAUCCCUAUUUAUUGUGUGAGCAGGCCCCUUCUGAGGGCACUCUGGAAGAAUAUGAGUCUAGUUUCUAAUGGACAGAUGUUUGGGGUCAAAGUCUUGAUGGUGCCAUAUAGAAUGUAAGGGGUUCCUGACCUUUAUUUUAGCCAGGCUAUGUCAUUGAUAUAUCUCAGCAGCUUUGCUCAUUCUGCUGCUAAAGGCAUUUGGUGCUGAUUAUUGGCAAAUGUGGAAUGGCUACCUAAAGAUGAGUCUGUCCAUACUGACUCUUCACCCUGCUAUUUCUUUCAGUGUUGCAGGAGAUGGAGCUUCUUGCCUUGUUUUUCUGAUCUGGUUCCCCAGCACCCUGUCUAUUCUAUGGGAUUUGGUUUAGAGGCUGGACCUCACAGAAGAAAAACAACUUCAACAACAGCCUAGUAGUAAGCAUGGAUGGUCUUACAUUUUAAGCAAUGGUUUUUGAGGUUUUUGUGAAGUCUUCCUUGGAGGCAAAAACUCUGCAAACAAGGCCUAGCUCUGGUUCCCUGUCUUCCAAUAUAAUUUUUACAUUCUUUUGGGGCUCUUUAAUCCAAGGAACUUGGACUCUUUAAGUCAUUAUUAGACUUGGAGACUAGGCCUCUGUAAAAGUGUAGGUUUUUGCCCCAAUCUGGAUUGGAUUUCAUGCUUUCUGUAUGUAGGUGAAGAAGUGGAGGGUGUAGAGGUUCCCAGGAAAGAAUGAGUGUUCUAGGUCUCGCUUCUUCCUUUAGUUAUCUCAUCUCCAUGUAUGCCCUCACUGAAUCUGGGCACACAUGCAUGUAUGUGGUGAGGGGUGGGGAGGAGAGCAAGGGAAGAACUUGGCCUGAACCUUGGAAUGUGUGAGGAUGACAUGGAAGAGAUUGGAUAAGGUAGAAAGCUGGAUCAGCUUCCUUCCCUAGCAUCAUCGAGGCAAGGAUUUAGAAGAUUAAAGGUGAAGGCCCAAAGGGACAUCUUCAUGUUGACAAAAACAACUUGAGAGCUUGUAUGUACGCAGUUGUGGACUAGCCUCAAGCAGCUUUUAUCACUAUGGGUCUCAGCCUGACUCUUUCGCAUGCUUCUCUCUUUUCUCAGCAUCUUCUCAAAUCUCGGUGAAGCAGUAGCUUUGCAUAAGCAUUUAGUCAGAACUAAUCCAUAGAAACUUAUCCCUAAAUGGCAUUUGAGUUGGCUAAUUUGGGAAGGAAGAGCUUUAUUCAUAGAAAGAUCCCAGAUGAAAGAAACAGAUUAAGACUUGAGUUUUGUUUGUUUUGUUUUGUUUUUUGGGGUUUUUUUUCUAUGUUUGUUUGCUUGCUCUGUGACUUGCUUCACCCUGGUCUACCAAGAAACUUAAGAAGAAAAUCAGUUUUUAAAAGCCCCUCUAGGAAUCAGUUCAGGACCAGAGAUGUAUUCUGAGACACCUGAAAUAGGGAAAAACUCUUAUCUUUGUAAUGUUAACAACCUGAAAAUACCACCAAGGCUAAUUUCACUAUAAUUGUUCAGGUUGUUGAACAUGGUAACAGUUAACGUUUCAUAUAUAUAGAAAUAUGUAUCUUCACAUAUAUAAGUAUGUAAUAUUUUUAAAAGAAAGAUGGCAUGGCCUAGUGAAUAGAGAUACAGCCUUGCAAUCAGGAAGACCUGGGUUCAAGUGCUGCCUAGUCUUCCUGACUCCAAGGUCAUAUCUCUACCCACUAGGCCAUGCUGUAUGACUAUACUACGUCUCUUGACCUCUUUGAACCUCAGGUAACCCCUUAACUUGCUGAUCUGCAUGGGUGGAGGGAGUUAGCACACUGGGUGUUUCCUGUGCUGAUGAUCCAGUCCAAGAAAAGGUUUAAAACUCCCCUGGGAGAAGAUAUUGAAAAUAUUCAGGUAGAAAUGGUAGGCAUUUGUUUUUAGAAAGCCAGUCAUUCACCCAAGAUUCAGUCUGAAAAGUAGGGAUGAUUUCAAACCAAGGCAUUUCUUUUUUCUAUAGUAAAUGAUUCAAAAGUAAACAAGCCAGCUAACCAACCAACAGAAAGCUGGUGUCACAGGAUCUAUUAAUUGUAUAUUUACCUUCCACAGAUCAAAGGUAUGCAAUAUUUUAAAGAUUUCCAUUUGAAGCUCCCCAGUAAGAUUCUUUCUUGCUUUUUCCCUGUUAUAAAUUUGAAUCUCCUGUUUCGCUUUUUUGUUUUAUUUUUAGAAAAUUAUUAAAUUUAAUGCACAUUUUAUUUUGCCGAACAUAAGGAUACACAUUAAAAGCAAUUAAAAUAUUGAAGCCAUACAUCCACAGGUGUGGGGAACACUUUCCACAAAUUUUAAUGCAUUUGUAUGUAAAUAGAUGUUUGUAUGAGAUAUUUUCAUGGUAGAAUGAAUAUAUUUAAAUGAAAUUGAUUUAUUCCAGUGCUAUUAAAAAAAAAGACAAAGUUUUGUGAGGAUUUUCUGAGUGCAUUAGCAAAAAAUACAGAACAAUUUUAUAGAUGUCAGUAGCCUAAAAAAUAUUCUAAGUAGCAGCGACUUCUCCUCAAUUGUUACAUCUGCUACUGAAGAAGCUAAUAAGGCUCCAUUUCCCCCAGUGCCUGAGUCCCCUCUGGGUAGUAAAUUAGGGGCUGAUGGAGUCAUAGUCACUCUUCAGUCACUACAGGGUCCUAAAACUCAAUCAGAGCCAUUAGUGCAAAUAGUGUGAUUACCCAAUGUGGCCGCAUUUUCUUGGGGCAGCAUCACUGAAAUCCACAAGUGGGUGUUGGAAGCCUGGAGACGCAUUUUCCAGCUGCUAUUAACCUCCAUCCCUACUGCCCAGGCACAGACCCAGUUAGGUUGCUCUUAGUGAAGAUCAGGUUAAGCCUCAUUCUCAGGGUGGGGAGAUCCCCAAAGUUCUGUCGAUAGCUCCUGCAUACACAUCUUCACCCUCCAGAAGGAGGGGCUGGAGAAAAAGCAGAGAGCAUCAACCAGCAUUUUACAGAGUGGCGAAUAACCUAAUCUCAGUUCUGGAGUGAAUGCAUUUUCCUGAACUCCUAACUUACUACCAGAGAGACAUCUAUUUAGACAGGAGGAGAAUCUUGCCCCUUCUGUAUGGAACAUUAUGCACUCACAGUUGUUUGAAGUCAUUUUCAUAUUAAGACCAGUCGCAUUUCUAGGACAUACCUCUCAAUUAUCCCUCAAAAAUGAGACAGAACAAUUUUGUUACCAUGGAUUAUCAAGACUUGAGUUUUCUUAAUGGUGCCUCUUGGACAAAAUAAAAUGAAUAAUUUUGUUAUGAUUAAUUUUCAAUGUAUGUGCACACAUCCUAAUACAGAUUUAGGUGAUUCAAUUUUUUGCUACUAUAAUUUUGAUUGUAACAUAAGAAAAUUCCCAAGCACAGAGCCAUAACUAUGGUAGAGUGGCAGGGGCUUUGACCCAGGGCAACAAAAUUUGAGCUUGGCACUUAAUUAACAAGAACAAUUAAUUAGAAUAGCGUAGCAACAGCAUCUUUCCCCCAACACUAACCAAUAUACUGCAAUUGAGCCCCUCCAUUGUGAAACCCCAUCAUAGUGGUGGCCUCAUUCACCUUCAGGGUUCCAGUGUCUUGGGGAGGGGGCAGCUGUCUUCCCAUUAUGGGGCAUUGUCCUGAGAUUUCUGCCUUCCUCCACCCCUCAACUGAAUAUAUCUGAAAAAAAAAUACUUUGAGGGUAUGCUUUGUGAAGCUUGCCACUGGCACAAAAAUUCCUAGUUAUGGCUCUAUACCUGGGCAAAUUGCUUCAAUAAUUUUUCCUCUACUUUUUCAUCUAACCUGAGCGGUCACUUAGUAGAUUGUGAGGUAUGUUUAAGGGUUGAAAGACUGGGGUGAGUUUGCAGAAGACACCGCAGCAAAACAGGAACCCCACCCCACUGUACCAUGCAAACAUUCUCGAUUGGUCUCUUACAGCAUUUAAACAAAAUUGAUAAGCCUUAUCCAACAUCUGUAGAGUUGUGAUUUUUAAAACUAUGGGAAACUAAUGAAAGAUGUUUACAUGAAUGAUGUUUGCCCUUCCUGAGUUUUGAAUGAGUUUUUAUAGUGUGCCUGGGUGCAUGUAUAAGGAAGUAGGAAAAAUGUUUCUGAAAUAAAACUUGACAAAUAUUUGUAAUGAGAAGUGAAUUUUAAAUAUUGCUAUAAUUGCGCUAUAGAAGCAAUGCAAAUAUUAAACCAAAAAAAUUACAAUC
Phascolarctos cinereus (koala) is the source of this 9418-nucleotide messenger RNA. It is a transcript of the gene SETD7, whose product is annotated as SET domain containing 7, histone lysine methyltransferase. The record is from RefSeq and is a predicted model, not a curated record. Gene Ontology annotation, biological process: regulation of DNA-templated transcription; peptidyl-lysine monomethylation; heterochromatin organization. Gene Ontology annotation, cellular component: nucleus; chromosome. Lineage: Eukaryota; Metazoa; Chordata; Mammalia; Diprotodontia; Phascolarctidae. Gene Ontology annotation, molecular function: protein binding; chromatin binding; histone H3K4 monomethyltransferase activity.